Messenger RNA from Oppia nitens, 2297 nucleotides. RefSeq names its product conserved oligomeric Golgi complex subunit 2-like (gene Cog2). The transcript has 2 exons. The coding region runs from base 123 to 2297 and encodes 724 amino acids. Gene Ontology annotation, biological process: Golgi organization; intra-Golgi vesicle-mediated transport; protein transport. The record is from RefSeq and is a predicted model, not a curated record. Gene Ontology annotation, cellular component: membrane; COG complex. NCBI's taxonomy places the organism in Eukaryota, Metazoa, Arthropoda, Arachnida, Sarcoptiformes, Oppiidae.
GUGUAAACAAUAUAUACAGUGAUGUGUUGUCAUUGAAAUUGAAUGAGUGAUGACUUGUGGUGUUUGAAGAGCCGGUCUUUGAUUGAGAAGUAGAAGAACAAGUGAUCACCAGAUGAACAACAAUGUCUGACAACAAGAUUUCAGUGACACCGGUAGGUGUGGUGACCACUAAUGAGACGGUCAUCAAUCAAAAGACAGAAGAAUUGUCUACCGCCGCCGUAGCCGCCGAUGUGUUACCCGAGACCAGCAAAUCGUUUAGUUUUUGUGGCCAAGACUUUGCCGACGAAUCGUUUAGUAUUGAUUUGUUUCUGAAGCGGAACCGAUCUAAAGUGACACUCGAACAACUCAAAGAUGAUCUGAGCUCUUAUCUGAAAGUGUUAAAGACAUCGAUGAUUGAACUGAUUAAUGAAGACUAUAAUGAUUUUAUUAAUUUGUCCACAAAUCUCAUGGGUUUCGACAAAGCUAUCAAUAAUUUAUCGCAACCUUUGGUCCAAUUGAGAGACCAAUCGGCAAAAAUUGAGGAACAGUUCAGCGAAAGAAUUACACAAUUGGAAAGUCUUAGACAACGAUUACAAUGUAUUCGUUUAAAUAAAAAUCAAUUAAAUAAAUUGAUUUCAAUUACUAAAGACAUUGAAACCGCUGACAAAUGGUUUAUUGAUUACAUUAAUUGCGUCCACAAUAGUGAUGAUAAUCAUAGGAUGAAUAUGUCUUCACUCGAGAAGAUUGCUUUGCUUGUCAUGAAAAUUGAAAUACAAUUAAAAGCAAUCGAUUUAAACAUACCAUUAAUUCGUAAUCAACUGAUUCCUCGUAUAACAACUCUAUCUAAUGACUUAAAAUCACGACUCGAGUCCGGAUUCUUCAGCGCCAUCGCUAACGUUGAUCAACAGGAGCUCAACUCAAUAGUGAGAAUAUAUUCGUUGAAUGGAAAACAAACAGAAUUGGAGACAAUUUUUCGUCAAAAAGUGGUUAAGCCUUAUAUGAAUGAAAUUAUUUGUGAAACAUUUCUUCAAAAGUAUGGAAUUAAACAAUUCUUUGAUGAAAUCAUUGAGUUUAUUGAUCUCAAGUGUGAAUUGAUUGUCGCAUUGAAUGAAACUAACGGUUCAUUUAUGAUAAAUUCAGUUUGGAGUGAGAUAUGCAACUGUCUAGUCGUUAGGACGCCAUCCCUGUUCUCAGUGGGCAAUCCCGAUGUUUUUCACAGACAUUACUGUUUGACCACAGAUUUUAUCGAUAGAUUUAUUGAAAAAUCAUUUAUUACAAGAAAUGAUUUGAUACGUGAUAACCAUUAUAAAGAGCUAAUGAAUAAAUUCAAUGUCGAAGUUUACUAUCAUAUUAGAUAUCAACAAAUGGCCACAAAAUUUGAGUUGAGUCUUGAAGAUAAAGCAUUUAAAUUAAAUCCAAUGCAAAACUCUAGUUUCAAGUAUUUAUCGACACAAACAUUGUACGAGUGUUUAACCACGAGUUGGUCCAAAGAAAAUAUCUAUAUUUCAGUGUUAUUUCCAUCGUUUUGGAAAUUAACAAUUCAGUUAAUAAGUCGAUAUACAUAUUGGUUACAGAAUAUUACCGAAACCGACCUCAAAAUUAUCUCAACGACAAAUGAUAUUUCAAAUAACCGAUUGUCGACUAAAAUAGUUUUGUUGGGAACUUUGAUAAAUGAUUGCAAAGCAUUUGCUAUGCAAUCAAAAUUAUUCUACAAACAGAAUAUUCUUGACAUAAAACCAACGAUUGUAAGCAGCGAUGAAUUGGAGAAAUCAUUUGAUGAUAUGAUUGACAUACUUGAGUCAAAAGGUCUGUCAAAUGUGAUAACACUUAUAGAGUUGUCGCUCAUUGAACAGUGCAAUCAAAUCCUUAAACAAGUCAAUGAUUUGCCACGACUUUACAGAAAGACUAACAAAGAGGUGCCUACAAAGGCAUCCAAUUAUAUCAGCAAUUGUAUUGAUUUGAUGACAUCGAUUACAUCUAAUAAGGAACAGGUGUGGAGUAUUGAGUGGACUCGACAUGUGUUAAAUGAAACGACAACUAAUUUCAAACAAUUUACUUCCGAAGUGUUGACAUCCGUCCAAAAGAUUGAAGACAGUCUUAAACGACUUAAAAAGCUUAAAAUCGGAAACCAAAGCAACCAAUUGAAGAAUAAUUUAAAUAAUAUGUCGGACGACGACAAGAUUAGACUUCAAAUUUAUUAUGAUGUCCAGGAAUAUGGAAAACAGAUUGAAGAGAAGCUUAAAAUUGAUUGUAAAUCAAUUAAAUCAUUCAAUGAAUUGUUUGAUAUGACCAAUGCAUCGAAAAAUCUAAUUAAUUAA